Molecule: messenger RNA, 5526 nt
Organism: Trichogramma pretiosum
Lineage: Eukaryota; Metazoa; Arthropoda; Insecta; Hymenoptera; Trichogrammatidae
Gene: chas
Product: serine/arginine repetitive matrix protein 2-like
Exons: 12
Coding region: 449-5098 (1549 amino acids)
Source: RefSeq, a predicted model, not a curated record
CUCUUCAUCGUCAAUUUUUUUCUGUAUCGCGUUCAUUUAUUAUUUUCCUCCCCCGCGUACACACGAGUGGUGAUUGCAUAAUUUAUUAUGUAUUUAUAAAGAUUUGAAAUUUGUGCCCGCAGAUAUUGUAACAAAUACCUGCUACUGUAAUCUCUGGUGAAUUUUUGUGCGCAUCGAAUUUGUAACGACACAACGAGUGCAGCUUAUAAAAAUACACGGCAGAGAUACAUCGAGCGACGACGUCGAGCACACACAGGCCCCGACAGAAAACGAGGUGCAGCAGCAACGGUCGUUGGAUCAACGAGAUGCAACAUCGACAACAGCGACCACUGGAAUAGCAGGCGCGUAGGCCGAUGCUUCAGAGCUCGAGGAUCCGCUGGAGCGCAGCAGGCUGUAGCGAGGUGGAGCUGGGCGAGUACGCGAAGAAAGCAGCAACAGCAUCGUCGUCAUGGAGGUGAUCUCGUCGCGUCGAUACGAGGCUCGGCCGUCGGCCGGCGACUCGCACACGACAACUAUUCUAGUCGAUCCGGACAACUCGGUUGCUACGGUUAAGGAAGAGGAAUGGGAAACGCGCAAGAAAAAGGAGAUCACGACGACGCGGCAGAUCGAGACUCGCGUCAAGCGCCAAGUCGUACUGGAGGACGGCGAGGUCGUCGGCGACACCGGGCCCAUAGUCACGACCAACACGACCGAGGACGUCGAGCAGCAGGAGCAUACGACCCAAGAGAGACGCACGACCGGCGACGAGCCGCUGAAAGUCGACUGGCCGAGCAACGUCAAGACGGUCGGCCCGGUGGUGCAGAAGGAGCUCGAGGAGACGGUGGUCAAGAGCCGGGAAGAGGUCGAGGAGCGCGUUGAGACCGAGGAUCGACAGCACAUGGGUGACAUCUCCGACGAGGCGUACCUGCGAGCGGUGCGUAACAAUCGCGACGGCGACAUCAGACUGGCCUUGGCCGAGUCGAGACGGCAGCUGGCCGAGACGAGCGGCCUGAGCAAGGGUCCCAGGGUGCUGGCCCACACCACGAGGUCCAACAAGGUCAUCGACACGGAGAAGACGCUGGAGCGCAGCGAGCUCAAGCCCGAGGGACAGAUCGUUACCGAGAGAAAGACCACCGUCGAGCACGAGGAGAUCAAGGACGACGAGGCGCCCGAAGACUACGACGGCGAGGCGGCGAUCGAGGACUGCGGCGACAAGGAGCUGUAUCGCAAGGAGGCCACGCAGCGCUACCUCAAGCGCCGCGACGAGGACCUCGUGGACUACGUGUCGGCGAGCACGGGCGAGCGGCUGGGCCGCGAGAUGCGCUACGUCUCCGAGAGCACCGAAGCCGAGCGCACCGGCGACUGGCCGGGCCAGUCGGCCGAGGAUCAGCAGACCUUUUCCGGAUUGAGAAGCGCCAGUCAACAGGAUCGACUCUACAAGAAUGGCAUAACGUCGAGUUGUGGACCGCCGCCGCCUAGCGUACCACCGAAUCACUCGAUCCUCAACAACAACAGCAACAAUAACAACAACCUCAAGCACAGAAUCAACAACAACCACCAUCAUAGCAGCAGCAACGGUGGCCUGCACAAAAAAGUCAUAGAAGUCGUCACGGAGAGCAGUCAGAACGAGAACGUGGCGCGCAAAUUCGAGACGUCCAAGUGGCUCGAGAGCCACUUCGGCAGCGAGUCGAGAUCGUCGAGCGAAUUCGACGAGGAGGAGGACGUAGACGUCCUCAAAUCAGCAGCCAAAGACAGAGCCAGUAGUAAUAGUAACAAUAACACGAGCUUCAUCAACGUCACCAUGAAGUCCAACAACGUAGCCAGUGUCGAGGUCAAGACGUCCACGAGCAAGGAGCAAAACGUCGUCAAGAACCACAACAACAACAACGCCAAAGUCUCAACAAACAAAGCAGGAGGAGGAGGAGGCGGUUUCUUCCAGGGGAUCAGCGAGUGGUCCGAAAGAUACCAAUCAAUCGAGAAGCAAAGCCUGACGCAGACGAAAGCGUCGCCCGUGCCAUACUACGUAGAAUCGACGGUUCAGCGCGUCAACGGUCGCCACUCGCCGCCGCCGCCACCAACGAGUCAGCAUCAUCAUCAGAGCAGCAGCAAACAGCAGCAGGAGUACGUGAGCAGCAGCAGCAACUACGAGUCGAGAAAACCGCCGCAUCCGGAGAGAUACUCGCCGCCGCAGAGGCUCGUCGCCGAGGAGCGCACACCUUCGCCACCGCAAAGACGCAAGGCAAUGAAAGAACAGAUGAUGCGGUCGGAGCAGCGCAGCUACAGCCAACACAACGUGGUCGACUCGGGCUCCACACUGCCACCGCGUCCACGUCGCGGCUCGGCCGAUCGUCAGAGUCCACCGGUGCAGGUGAUCCGCGAGCGCACCGCCAGCCCCGUGCAGGUCGUGCCGGUGCCGGUGUCCACCUCGUCGUCGUCGCACCACCGUGUGAACAGCCCCGUGAACUUUGUCCAGCGCACCUGGGAGUCGCGCAGCCGCGACGAGCGACGCAGCGGCGACAGCAACAACAGGAGGAGGGCCAGCGUCGAGCGUCGCGCCACCCCCAAGAGAUACGACGAGAGCCCCGACAGAGCGACGCGCCAGAGAGCCAGUCCGGAGUCGAGGUCGCCCAGUCCGCGCGAUCACAGACCGACCAAAUCUCCCAGCCCGAAAUCCAAAUUCGGCGAGUCGUUCCGCAAACUCGUGGGAAAGCUGCGCUCGGGCAGUAGCGAGCGCAAGGCGACAUCCACUUCCAAUGGCAAACGCUCGAGCAACAACAACAACAACAGCAACAAUCAUCACAACGGAAGCGGCUCCCGAGAAGCCGACGAGGGCUCUUACCUUCAAUACAACAGCGUCGAUCGCAACGUGCCGCUCGGCAGCUACUACGAGGACGGCUCGUUGCGCAAGCCGCAUCCCGACAGGCUGCCCAAGUCGCCUCGCGUCCCCGCCGGAGUGACCACCGUCAACGUCAAUUCGUCCAAGGACUCGAUGAAGCGCGACGCCAAGUACAGAAGCCCGAGUCCCCGAGUCGACUACAUUCGCAGCCCGAGCCCUGUGGGCAGCGGCAGCGGCUCCCGACACCACGAGUCCUACAAGGAGUCGCGUUUCGAGAGGAGCGAGAUGACGAGUUCCGCCGCUCCCAGGGGGGUGGUCGAUUACUCCCGCAACAGCCCGGCCAGGCACGACUCUUAUCGCGAGACCAAGGUCGAUCAGCUGACGAGGAGGAGCCCGAGUCCUCGGCACUCGGAGUCGUUCCGCGAGGCCAGAUACGAUCGUAGCGAGCAGCAGAGAUUGGACAGAAUGAGAAGCCCGAGCCCGAGGCACGAGGCUUAUCGCGAGGCCAGGUACGAGAGAAGCGAGAUGAGCAGCAACAGCGUGCCUAAGGUCGAUUACGUGAGGAGCCCCAGCCCGAGACACGAGUCCUACCGAGAGCCAGUGGUCGCGAACAUUCCAAAGGUCGACUACGUCAGGAGUCCGAGUCCUGCGCGUCACGAGUCCUCGUACAGGGAGGCCAGGUACGAGCGCAGCGAGAUGAAAAAUUCCAGCCAGUCGCGACUCGACAAGAUCAGCAGCCCGAGCCCGAGACACGAGCCGUCGCCUUACAGGGAAGUCCACAGCAACGACUACGCGAGGAGGAGCCCGAGCCCACCUCGCCACGAGUCAACCUACAGGGAGGCUCGCUACGAGCGCAACGAGAUCAACAAUCAGCGACUCGACAGGAUCAGAAGUCCGAGUCCCAAACACCGAGCUGCGGAUUAUCGCGAGUCGUCCAGAGUCGCGCGAAGCAGCGAGGACAGGAUCGACAGCAACAGAUACGAGCCUCGCGAGAGCUCGAGGUAUCCCCGCGGCUCGCCCAGUCCCAAAGUACCCGAGUACGCGACUCCGAUCCGUCGGCUCGAUCGUCGCGAGUCCGCCAGCAAGUACGAUCGGCUCGAGUCGACCAAGACGACGACGGUCCCGGUGGCAGCUCCGAAGCAGGACUACCGCGAGUCCAAGUACUCGUACGAGCGCAGCAGCGAGACCAGCUUGCCCAGGCCGGACUACAACAACGGCCGAUCGGCCAGUCCCAGGGUCGAGAUCGUGUCGCGGCCGAGUCAGGAGUACCACAGGACGAGCGAGGCGAGGCACGAGCAGCAGCAGCCGCCGCUGCACAGAUACUACCUCGGCGAGGAUCCCUACGGCAACGUGUACGAGAAGAAGAAGGCCUACAGCAAAGAGGCCAGCAACAGCAGAGUCCAUCAUCAUCGGGGCAGAAGCAACGCCGAUGAUCAGUACAGUGGUGGCGGUUCCAGCACACUCGGUCGCCUGAGCAAGUCCACGAGUCGCUUGGCCAGCGAGACCAUGACCACCACGUCGUCCUCGUACAGCAACAGCUCCCAGACGCUGCCCCGCAAGAUCCACCAUCACGCCUCGAGCACGAACCUAUCCUCGACCAACAACAACUCCUCCUCUAAACAACGCCAACAAGCCUCGAGCAGUAGUCGUAGGUUCGAGUCUUUCUCCCAGGAACAGCAGCAACAACAGCCGACCAAGAGGUACGGCAGCAUGGUCAAUAUAUCGUUUCGCAACAACGUCAGUCCGCCCAAGACCACCACCACGCACUUCGUCCAGAAGACCAUCAGCACCGAGCCGCCACCAUCGCCGGCCAAGGACAAAAUCUACAAGUCCACCCUGUCGAGGAGCAAGAGCUUCAACGUCGAGAUCGCCGACGACGGCCUGGUCAGUGCGCCCAAGAGCGCCGGCUUUACCAGCGACAAAUUCAUCAAUAUAAAUAACAACAACGCGAAGCGCGACGACGAAACCGAUUCGUUGGAACGAUCCAAGAGCAACGGCAGCAAAGUGAUCAACAGUAGUAGCAGCACCACCACGACCACGACCACGAGCAGCAGCUCCAACAUAAGUCGGAGCAACAGCACUGCGGCCAAGGUGACGGUCACCACCAACACCAGCAACAGCAGCAACAGCGGACCCGCGGUCGUGGCCAAACCCCCCAGGCCGUUGAACAAACUGGGCGAGACGGCUCCCCUCAAGAGUCCGGGCCUCUUGUCGAGCUUGAACAGUCGCAAUCGCGACCAGCUUCCCAACUGGGCCACCAGAAAUACUUGCGUUAAAAUUUAAUGUUAUAUUAUCCUAUAGAUUGAAAUUUUGAGCGAUUUCAAGAACUUUUUUUCACUGUAAGUUAAUUUGCACGUCGAGUAUACUACUACUUACCCAUAUAAUAUAAUAUAUUGUUGAAUGAAUAAAAAAUUGCCAUAUAUAACUUAUACAUACAUACUGCAAUAUGCAUGUCUUUGUUAAAGCUUUGUUAAAUGUGACAUGGUUGACAAAAUAACGAAAUGCCUCUCGGAUGUAAUUAGGCAAGAUGCAUGAAAUUUUUAUUACUGUAUACGUAAAUAUAUAAUAUUCUAUACGCACAUCGUUUGAGUACACCACAGAUUAGAAAAAGACUUCGUUUUUAUCCUUACUUGAGAAAUUUUAUGAAACACUUGAGACUUGUUGACAAUAUAAUUUUAUAUUUUAUAUAUUAAUGAUAAACUCUUCUUUUU